This is a messenger RNA of Rotaria socialis, 1164 nucleotides long. The record is from the annotation of a GenBank genome assembly. NCBI's taxonomy places the organism in Eukaryota, Metazoa, Rotifera, Eurotatoria, Philodinida, Philodinidae.
AUGUCAUCUGCAUCAUUAUUUGAACAAUUGAUCAGCACUGUAUCAUCGUCUAGGCUGGCAAAUAUUUCAAUAACUAUUCUAGCUCCGUUGUUAAUUUUUACAGUCGUUUUUCGAGUUUUCUUUUCAUCAUCGAAACCGAAAGGAUCGCCUUCCAAUCAAAACUUAAAUAAAAAUAAAAAAGCCAAAGAAUCUAACACAAUCAAGAAACAACAAGGUGAUGCAACAUCUAACAAUAAGAAAAACAAUAAUAAAAUAAAAACGAACUCACUUCCGGUUUCAUCGUUACCAAGUGUACAAACUGAAGAAAGUGAAAAUGAAAAGGCAGCGUUGAUUUUAUCAAUGAAAAAAUCAGCACUCUCUGUGAAAGCAUCAGCAGGUAAAAAAUCAGUUGUUGUCGAAGAAAAUAACAAGACUAAUUCUUCAAUAAAUGGCGUCAAACCAUCGCUAGCUAAACAACAACCACCUGUUCACGGUCAAAAUGUUGAAGGACAAAAUGGAGAUAAUAAAAGCAAACAAUCUAAAUCUAUUUCAACAACUACAUCGACCAAUGCUACCAUUACAUCUAACAAACAAAAAACAUCAGGAAAGCAUGAUAUUACCAAAAAUGUCAAUACUACUAAUGCAAAUAAAAACGAAUCUGCGCUUGUUAAUUCAGAAUCUAAACGUACACUGGUUGUCGAUGCCGACAAUGAUAAUAAUCAAGAAGAUGAUGGGCAAUGGCUGACACAAGGAAUUAAACAGGUUAAUCAUCGUAGUCGCAAUAAGGGUAAAACUGAAAUAUCUCACAGUGCGAACCAACAAUCAUCAAAUAAAAAUGUUGUAAUAGAACAACGAUUACCUGUAAAAUUAUUACAGAGCAAUAUUUCACUACCGAUAAAUAGUGAUGAAUUGAAUAUUGAAGCAAUAAUACCAUCGAAUAAUUCAAUAUCAUCUAUUGAAAAUCGAGAACCAAUUGAAAUCUAUCAAUUAUUACCAAAAAAUGAAAAUCUUUACGUAUCUACUGACAAUUGGUGGAAACAGGCUUUAAAUAAACAACAAACGUUCUCUAUCGAUGAUAUUGGAGAAUGGCCUGAACGUGAGCUAGAUGAACAAUAUAUUGUUCAAAUUAAAAAAAUUAUUCCUGGAAAAGAAUUAAAUGAAAAUCAAAAUUCUGAUGAAAUAUAA